Molecule: messenger RNA, 1456 nt
Organism: Sceloporus undulatus (fence lizard)
Lineage: Eukaryota; Metazoa; Chordata; Lepidosauria; Squamata; Phrynosomatidae
Product: lanosterol synthase-like
Exons: 13
Coding region: 138-1235 (365 amino acids)
Biological process (GO): cholesterol biosynthetic process; triterpenoid biosynthetic process
Cellular component (GO): lipid droplet
Molecular function (GO): lanosterol synthase activity
Source: RefSeq, a predicted model, not a curated record
UUAAGAGAAGAUAAUAGAACUGAGGGAAAGAUAUGGGAUCUGUUUUUGAACUACUGUGCUGAGAGGUGGAAAUGAUAUGUAUAUGAAAUUAAUCCCCCUACGCUGGAUUCCUUACUAUAUGGCUUGGAAAAGAUGGUAUGCUAAUGCAGGCCAUAGGAACCCAGACCUGGAACACAUCAUUUGUUAUUCAAAGCUUCCUUGAGGCUGGUAUUCAUAACAACCCUGACUAUGCAUCCUGCUUGAAAAAAGCCCAUACGUUUCUUAAAUGUGUCCAGAUUAUAGAUAAUCCACCCAAUUAUGAGAGAUACUAUCGCCACAUGAACAAGGGAGGAUUCUCUUCCAGUUAUCGUGAUCACAACUGGAUAUCUGGUGAUUGCACGGCUGAGGCACUAAGGACACUGAUGUUGCUGGAGGAAAAAUGUCCCUUCCUAGAAGAGCGGUUGGCACCUCAACGCCUCUUUGAUGCUGUCAAUGUGCUACUUAGCAUGAGAAAUGUUGAUGGUGGUUUUUCCUCCUUUGAAACCAUGCGUGGAAGUGCCCUUCUGGAGAUGAUGAAUCCUCUAGAGCUUUAUGCUGGCUGUUUGGUAGAUCAUACUGUUGUGGAAUGUACAUCAUCAGUAAUGAAGGGACUCAGACAUUUCCAGAAGAGAUUCCCAGAUUACCGGGCAGAUGAAAUCAGGGACACUCUUAAUAAAGGUUUGCAGUUCUGUCGCAAUACACAGAGAGCAGAUGGCUCCUGGUAUGGGGUAUGGGGCUUGUGUUUCACAUAUGCCACCUGGUUUGGGCUAGAAGCAUUUGCAUGUAUGGGAUACAUUUACCGUGAUGGGUUGGCAUGCAGGGAGGUGAUGAAAGCUUGUGAGUUCUUGGUUUCCAAGCAAAUGGCAGAUGGUGGUUGGGGAGAGGAAAUAGAAUCCUUCAGCCUUCACAAAUACAUUCAGCACAGUGAAUCUCAGAUCCACCAUACUGCUUGGGCUCUGUUAGGGCUGAUGGCUGUCAGAUUUCCUGAUGUUCGAGUUCUAGAAAAUGGGAUAAGAGUUGUGAUUGACAAGCAGACUUCCAUAGGGGACUGGCCUCAGCAAGAUAUUGCCGCAGGAUUGUUCGAGGCAGGCACAAUCCAUUUUGAUAUAUACCGGAACGUCUUCCCUACUUUUGCACUUGCUCGCUUUACUCGUCUUUAUCCAAGUAGUCCUGUUGCUAAACAGCUUCUGAGCAUCGUAUCAGGACAUUUAGAAUAAGAUGAAACUGCAAGAUGUUGAGAAGACAUACAAUGUCAUUUGUGGGAGCCUUAUUUUCUCCAUAUAAUAUAGUGGAACUUUUCUUUCAUUUAAUGCCCCCUCUGAAGUACAGUACGUGCUAGAAGUUUUGUUGUUGUUGUUAUUAUUGUUGUUUUCAUCACCGCCUGAGUGUCUUCCAAAUGUGCCGAAACAGCAUAUAGUACAAUAAAAUAUAUAUGGUU